Messenger RNA from Quercus robur (English oak), 741 nucleotides. RefSeq lists its product as uncharacterized. The record is from RefSeq and is a predicted model, not a curated record. The transcript has 2 exons. Bases 34 to 741 code for a protein of 235 amino acids. Gene Ontology annotation, molecular function: hydrolase activity. Lineage: Eukaryota; Viridiplantae; Streptophyta; Magnoliopsida; Fagales; Fagaceae.
AAGAGUUUUUACUUCUUAGACAGAGAGACAGGCAUGGAGGGGAUUGAUCAUAGGAUUGUGAGAGCCAAUGGCAUCAAAAUGCACAUAGCAGAAAAAGGACAAGGCUCGGUAGUACUAUUCCUCCAUGUCUUCCUUGAGCUUUGGCACUACUGGCGCCACCAGAUUCGUGCUUUGAGCUCACUUGGAUACCAUGCUGUAGCACCAGAUCUCCGGGGCUUCGGUGACACUGAAGCACCAACUUCCAUCACCAACUACACCUAUGAUCACAUUGUCAAUGACCUUGUUGCUCUCAUUGACUCUCUGAGUGUGGAGCAAGUGUUUCUUGUGGCACAUGAUUGGGGAGCCAUCAUGGGUUGGUACUUGUGCUUGUUUAAGCCUGAAAGAGUGAAGGCAUUUGUGUGCCUUAGUGUUCCAUUCACGCCAAGGUGUCCACAGAUGAAGCCAAUGGAUAGAAUACGAGGUUUCUUUGGAGAUGACUACUAUAUAUGCAUAUUUCAGGCACCAGGAGAAAUUGAAGCUGAGAUUGCCGAAUUAGGUACAGCAAAUGUACUCAAAACUAUUUUCUCAAUUCGAAAACCAGGUCCACCCUGCUUCCCUCAAGGAAAUGCAUUUGGAAUCCGUACCAAUGCUUCAAUUUCCUUGCCCUCUUGGCUUUCAGAAGAAGGGCUUACUUAUUAUGUCACAAAAUUUGACCAGAAAGGCGUCACUAGAGGAUUGAACUACUACCAAGCAAUUGACUAG